Oryctolagus cuniculus (rabbit) is the source of this 1771-nucleotide messenger RNA. It is a transcript of the gene CEBPB, whose product is annotated as CCAAT enhancer binding protein beta. NCBI's taxonomy places the organism in Eukaryota, Metazoa, Chordata, Mammalia, Lagomorpha, Leporidae. Gene Ontology annotation, molecular function: DNA-binding transcription factor activity, RNA polymerase II-specific; RNA polymerase II cis-regulatory region sequence-specific DNA binding. The record is from RefSeq and is a predicted model, not a curated record. Gene Ontology annotation, biological process: DNA-templated transcription; regulation of transcription by RNA polymerase II; regulation of cell differentiation.
UCAGAGCCGCGCACGGGACCGGGAAGGGGACCCAUCCGAGGGUCCAGCCGUCAGCCCCCGCACUCCCAGCGGCCACGCCGGCAGCGGCGGCAGCGGCAGCGGCCCAGCGGCGACAGCUCGGAGCCGGGAGGCCGCGCCACCCGCGGGCCGGCCGGAGCGGGCAGCCCCAGGCCCCCUCCCCGGGCACCCGCGUUCAUGCAACGCCUGGUGGCCUGGGACCCAGCAUGUCUCCCGCUGCCGCCGCCGCCUGCCUUUAAAUCCAUGGAAGUGGCCAACUUCUACUACGAGGCGGACUGCUUGGCUGCUGCGUACGGCGGCAAGGCGGCCCCCGCGGCGCCCCCCGCGGCCAGACCCGCGCCGCGCCCCCCCGCCGGCGAGCUGGGCAGCAUCGGCGACCACGAGCGCGCCAUCGACUUCAGCCCGUACCUGGAGCCGCUGGGCGCGCCGCAGGCCCCGGCGCCGGCCACGGCCACGGACACCUUCGAGGCGGCUCCGCCCGCGCCCGCCCCCGCGCCCGCCUCCUCCGGGCAGCACCACGACUUCCUCUCCGACCUCUUCUCCGACGACUACGGGGGCAAGAACUGCAAGAAGGCGGCCGAGUACGGCUACGUGAGCCUGGGGCGCCUGGGGGCCGCCAAGGGCGCGCUGCACCCCGGCUGCUUCGCGCCGCUGCACCCGCCUCCGCCGCCGCCGCCGCCGCCGCCCGCCGAGCUCAAGGCGGAGCCGGGCUUCGAGCCCACGGACUGCAAGCGGAAGGAGGAGGCCGGAGCGCCGGGCGGCGGCGGCGCCGCAGGCAUGGCGGCGGGCUUCCCGUACGCGCUGCGCGCCUACCUCGGCUACCAGGCGGUGCCGAGCGGCAGCAGCGGCAGCCUCUCCACGUCCUCGUCGUCCAGCCCGCCCGGCACGCCGAGCCCCGCCGACGCCAAGGCGCCCCCGGCCGCCUGCUACCCGGGGGCGGCGCCGGCGCCCUCGCAGGUCAAGAGCAAGGCCAAGAAGGCGGUGGACAAGCACAGUGACGAGUACAAGAUCCGGCGCGAGCGCAACAACAUCGCCGUGCGCAAGAGCCGCGACAAGGCCAAGAUGCGCAACCUGGAGACGCAGCACAAGGUCCUGGAGCUCACGGCCGAGAACGAGCGGCUGCAGAAGAAGGUGGAGCAGCUGUCGCGCGAGCUCAGCACGCUGCGGAACUUGUUCAAGCAGCUGCCCGAGCCCCUGCUCGCCUCCUCCGGCCACUGCUAGCGCGGCCGCCCUGCGGGCCGCGGGACUGCGCCGAGCGCCGGCCCCGGCCCGGCCCCGGGGCGCUCGGCCGCGCGCGCGGGGAGCCCGCCGGCGACUUGGCUACUUUCUGUCUGUCUGUUUGCGGCCGCAGCCACCGCGCGCCGCGGCGGUUGAGGAAGACGCGUGUGCGCGCACGGACGGACGACGGGCGCUCUCCGCUGCCGCUCCGCGGGCGCCGGCGGGCGGGCCGCUCUCGAAGUUGAUGCAAUCGGGUUCAACAUGGCUGAACGCGGGCGCACACGACCCUGACGCAACCCACGUGCAACUGUCAGCCGGGCCCUGAGUAAUCAGCCAGCGAUGUUCCUGCGGGGUUGUUGCUGUCCAUGUUGUUUUUGUUUUUGGUUUUUUUUUUUUUGGUCUUUUUUUUGUAUUAUAUAAAAAAUAAUCUAUUUCUAUGAGAAAAGAGGCGUCUGUAUAUUUUGGGAAUCUUUUUCCGUUUCGAGCAUUAAGUGAGAAUACUUUGAAUAAACUUUUUUUUGAGAAUGGUUACAAA